CUCCCAGUCUGUUUCUCCCAGGCCCCAAUGCGACACGGUUUCUAUUAAAGCCCUCUAAAGUUGUGAAUGGUCACCAGUCCUCUGGUAGUUGCAUGUGCGCCCAGAUCAUGCUUUAUGUCGGUGGGCCUGAACUUCGUCACUCAGCUGUUUUGGGUGGGGGAGAUAAAGGGGCGCUGAUAUAAUGGCCCCGUUCUCUCUGCACGCACAUCCAUUGUGCUAACCCGCUUGGAAACGCUCCACCAUGGAGUGGCUUUUCAUUGCCGUGGCAACCUGCUUGCUAGCCCUCUGUCCUGUCAAAGGUAAGUGCUAGAAGCAUCCAGAGCUGGGAAGACGAGCUGGAGCGUAGGGUCCACGUUACAUGUGUGAGAUUCAUCUGGGAUGAAAGAACGAGAUGUUUGUGUGGACCUGUGUUGAAGGCCUCGGUGCUAGCCAAUAGAGGCCGGACUGUCAUAUUUUGAUCUUUUAAGUCUAAAAUGCUCAUGGAUCUUACUGUUUUCCCAAAGGUGAUGAGUGGAGACUGGAAUAUGAGGAAGGACUCAGUCACUACAGCGAGGAAGCGCUUAGAAAGGAGUUUCCCGAGAAGACCAGGCCAAUCAGUUUCAAGCACCCACCUUUCAUGUGUCCUGACAUGAGCCCCUCCUCUUCUGUGCCCACCUCAGUUGAGCUGGUAAAGCCAGCGGAUAUUAAAGUGAUUGCUGCCCUUGGGGAUUCACUGACAACAGCCAUUGGUGCAAAUGCAACAACUGUUCUUGGCAUACCUAUUGAAUUCCGUCACGUGUCUUGGAGCAUUGGUGGCUAUGGAUCCUUUCAAGAUGUCAUUACACUGGCAAAUAUCAUUCGACUCUUCAACCCCAUCUUAGUCGGACCUGCCCCAGCUAAGACGGUCCAUGGGACUCCGGCUCCCCUCUGCGAGACUGGAUUUAACCUGGCUGUAACUGGACACAACACCUUUAAUCUUCCUGAACAAGUCAGACAUUUGAUUGACACUUUGAAAACGUAUGAGGAUAUUGACUUUGAUGAGGACUGGAAACUGUUGACCAUUCUAAUUGGGAUGAAUGACAUCUGUGAUUACUGCAAAGACAAGUCCCUGUUUUCAGUGGAGAACUUUGUCCAUUACAUGACUGUGUCCUUGGAAAUGCUGAUGAAUGAGGUUCCUCGAAUGAUAGUGAACGUGGUCCAGAUCCUGCCGAUGGAGACCCUGAGGGAAGUACAGAAGCCUACGCCAGGAUGUCUGCUCCAAAGGUCAUUCUGUUCCUGUCUGGUGAAGCCUGCUGCGGGAUCUGCUGAUCUGAAGGAGCUGGUUGGAGUCAACCUAGAAUUCCAGAAAGCACUGGAGCAGCUCUUGCACACUGACCGUUUCUUUAAGAAUGACUUCGCUGUAGUUUUGCAGCCAUUCCUGAAACAAGCAGAUCCUCCGAGACUCCCUAAUGGGAAGAUUGACAUGAGCUUUUUUACUCCGGAUUGUUUCCACUUCACCAUGAAAGGACAUGAGGAGUUAGCCAAGGGACUGUGGAACAACAUGUUUCAACCUGAGGGGGAGAAGUUCAUGGUGCAGAGCUUUUCUAACCCUAUUGAGCUCAUUUGCCCCCCUGUGAGUCAUCCGUACAUUUACACCAGACCCAGUGCUGCAAAGUCAGGCCCAUCGCUUCCUGAGAUGCCCCAGUCAGCUGGCAUCAGACUAACUGUUCUCCACCUCAUCUUGGCUUUCCUUCCACUGUGGUUGGCUGUUAAUCUGGCCUCCUUGUAGGACAUCCAUAUGGAGUAUCGUGGUACAUCAUGUCUGCCCACCCGAUGUUCUACUUGGGCUGGAUAUCAAUGCUUUCAACCAUUGAGGAUCUAUUCUGAGACCUGAGCCACUGCAGGACGAUCUAUGAUAAAGCGGAAAAUGAGGGAGUAAAAGAUAAAUAACACGUUAUCAGUCUAAAAUAUGGCAAAAUAUGAAGACUUGGUUAGAGUCAAUAUCAUAUUUAAUUGCUCUGUAGAGUUUAUGCAAUGGAAAUGGGAAUGUUGAAACCUCAGAAUAGAAAAAUAUACGCUAAUGUGAUGACCUUUUCUGAUAUACCCAACCAAAAUAGCACAAGAGCAGGUGCAAAGCCACUUUUAGCUCUGCGUAAUGCUGCUAUAAUUAAUUUAGGUACGGAAGGUAACUGUGUAAGCUAAUUCCGGAUGGUUUGAAUAAAAACGGCCAGAGGUUAUAUUGUAAACUCAUUAAGCCUGUGUCGAUAAAGGAAUUGAAUGUUGACGGAGAACAACUGUUUUGCUUCUGAGAACAUGGUGCAAAGUAAAUCUUAAUGCCCACAGUAAUGAGAUAAUUGCUUUGGAUGCUGCAACAUGAGAAGUGCUUAUGGUCUUCUCAAAUAAAGCUUUCAGAAGGGAUGCUUACCUGUUUUCCUUCCUUUUUAUGCAUUGAAAGUAUGUUUUUCUAUACAGCUGAAGGUUAUUCGUGGUUUGUUGAAUGAAUUCCUCCAUUACCAAUCAAAGAUCUCAUAUUUAUAGUUGUUAACGAAAAAAGUAGGCCUAUUUAAAAUGGUUAU
Messenger RNA from Labeo rohita (rohu), 2534 nucleotides. RefSeq names its product phospholipase B1, membrane-associated. Gene Ontology annotation, molecular function: phosphatidylcholine lysophospholipase A1 activity; A2-type glycerophospholipase activity; retinyl-palmitate esterase activity. The coding region runs from base 617 to 1747 and encodes 376 amino acids. Gene Ontology annotation, biological process: phospholipid metabolic process. Gene Ontology annotation, cellular component: brush border membrane. The transcript is spliced from 15 exons. Lineage: Eukaryota; Metazoa; Chordata; Actinopteri; Cypriniformes; Cyprinidae. The record is from RefSeq and is a predicted model, not a curated record.